Messenger RNA from Rana temporaria (common frog), 3040 nucleotides. It is a transcript of the gene RNF43, whose product is annotated as ring finger protein 43. The record is from RefSeq and is a predicted model, not a curated record. Gene Ontology annotation, molecular function: frizzled binding; ubiquitin protein ligase activity. Bases 206 to 2278 code for a protein of 690 amino acids. Gene Ontology annotation, biological process: Wnt receptor catabolic process; ubiquitin-dependent protein catabolic process. The transcript has 10 exons. NCBI's taxonomy places the organism in Eukaryota, Metazoa, Chordata, Amphibia, Anura, Ranidae.
UGUAGGGCUCCGCCCUCACUUUGUGUCAGCAGGUAGGAGCCGAGCCGUCCCGGGGAAGGAAGGAGGGAGCGGAGUGCGGAGUGGAAGAGGCGAAGCUGGGAAAGUAGUUCUCCCGGCGGGACGAGGCGCUCCUCUCCGGUUGGAUACCUGUGUCAGUAGCGGGGAGAAGGAUGUUGGCGGGGGAGUGAGGAAUGGCCGGGGCUGCAUGCGGUGGUUAGUGGCCCCUCUCCCGGGACUAUGGAUGCCGGGCGCCGGGUGCAGUAUGAGUAGAGGCCGGCUGGUGUCCCUGUGUGUCCUCCUCCUCAUCCUCAGCGCUCUACAGGCGAGCCUCGCCGUCUCCCAGACCCGAGCCCUCAUCCGGGUCUUCCCCCUCAGGAUGGACACCCCCAACUUCACCGUGGAGGGGCUCUUCGCUAAGGUGGCCGACGUCAGCUCUGCCGAGGGCAGGCUCUUCCAGUUUCACCCACUGUCCUUGUGCAAUGCUAGUGAUGACGAGCCGCCAAAGUUCACAUUCAUCUCAAUUGUCAAACUGGAGAGCCCGGAGCGUUCUCCCCAGCCAUGUUUAUCUUUGGCAAGCAAGGUCCGCCUUGCAGGGGAGAGAGGAUCUCGCGCAAUACUGUUUGAUAUUAGUGAUGAUGAGGGAGCUGCAGACCAGUUACAGCAACCAGCUGGAUUAAGUCAGCCUGUGGUGCUAUUACGGGGCCGUGAUGCUGAACGUUUGAUGAACCUUGUGCACAACAACACAGAGGCGCUGGUGAUGAUUGAGGUUCCGGAGCAGCCCAAGUGGCCUGACCAUGACAUCUGGAUUCUGGUCACAGUGGUGGGCACAGUCUCGGUCAUCGUCCUAUACUCUGUAAUCCGACUUCGCUGCAAGCAGACCCCAUCACAGGACUCCUUACAACAGCAGACUUCGUUGGCUAUAAGCCGACUUGGUACCAGAAAAUACCAACCUCGAAGGUCAAGAGACUGGCGUGCAAAUGGUGGCAAAGUGGAAACUGCAAGCACCAGCAGUUCUGUGCCAGUGUGUGCUGUAUGCCUAGAGGAAUUCUCAGAAGGACAGGACUUGAGGGUAUUGCCUUGCUGCCAUGAGUAUCAUCUGGAGUGUGUUGAUCCAUGGCUAAGGCAGAACCACACCUGUCCCCUGUGUAUGUUUGACAUCUUAGAAGUGAACACCCCUUCACGUCCCGAACAGUCCCGUCCCCCUGCGCAGCCACAGUUUUGGAGACCUUACCCAGGUGCUGCUCAUUUGCAGUAUCCUCCACAGCCCCACUCUACAUCCUUAGUGUAUCCUCCAAUGAAUAAUAGGAUAUUUGUGUCCCGCACACCCUAUUUUCUUGGCACUGGACAGCCCUGGGAUGCAGCAGUGCCUCGCCAUCACCGAUGGGCACCAGAGGGCCCCAGAGAAGUGAUAAUCCCCCCUCACUCUCAGGUUUCCAGUGGAUAUUUGCCAGAUGACCCAGGCAGUGACAGCAGCUCAGGUCCAUUCAAUGGUGGGUCCUCCAGUGAGAACUGUACAGAUGUCAGUCUACGUUGCCUACAAGGUUCCUCCUCCUCUUCUUGCCACAGCUCCCAGAGCAACCCAGGGGAUUCUCCCCCUCCAGCACUUGCCUCUAUUCUUCUACCUCAGAAUGAUCUACCAGGAUUCAACACUGUUGUGCCAACACAGAAUUCUUAUGCUAGUCAUGUUCAUUAUCAUCAGCAUCGACAUCACCACUACAGACGUCACCACUCUGUGUCCCACCCCCACAGAGCCAAAAGGAGGUCUCGACCCUCUAGAGGAGAGGUCAGGACGGACUUGGGUUGUCAGAGGGAACACAGGACAUCUAAUAGUGGAGAAUCUAGAUCUCUUUUAACGCGUAAGGAACCAAGGACUCUAUCAUCUAAACAUUGCCCUGAUCCAAAAACUAAUCGGGAGGCUAUCAGGCAAAGCCAGUCCUCACCGCUGUCUCCUUCACAAACACAUGAGCCACAUGAACCUGAACCCUCAACUUCUUUAAGAAACCACAGGGCUGAACCUUUAACUAGAAGUCACCGAAAGAAAAGAUCCUCUGCAUCAGGGCAACCUCCUCCCUACAGUACCCGCAACUUCUGCACCAACCUUGGUGUUCAGCACUGUGAAAGAACUCAGCCCAUGUGGGUGGAGGGUGGCAGAAUUGUACAUGCUAAACUAAACACGCACAGAGAAAACACAGCAAUGAUGCACUUGUAUCACCCACCUCAUCAUGACCAUGGUGCUGAUACUGAAGGGAUUGAAGCUGUUUGUGAACAUGCAGUGUAAAAUCCAGCAGUACAUUCAUGUUUGGCAUGACCCAACAGUACAGACUGCAGUGGUGGGGGAUGCAGAGUCCCUAGCACUUGCCUUCUAAUCCAAGCUUCCAGAUCCUCCCUCAGCCAUUAAGGUCAUUUUCCACCCUUUUCAUCUCCGCAGAGUCUGUGCAGCUGCUGACUUAGUCCACAACAUCUGUGCAUAAUGUUCCUGUGAUGUGACUGAGAGCUCCUUACAUCCAUACAAUAUCCCAUGCCUGGGCAGCCAUUCACAGGAUCAAUGACCUGCAAGCACUUCUCUAAAGGAGAUCAUCAGAGUGAGAGUUAAAGAAAGACCUGACCACUAUUGGUCAAUGAAUGUAUGGCUUGAUGCACAUAGCACAGCCUUGUUGAUCUUCAGAGCAUACCAUUCAUACUACUUGCCAAGACUGAACCAUUCCAUGACCAACAAUUCCAGAAAAUGCAGCUGAACAGGCAAAUCAUCAGUCAUUUUUAUUCAUGUUAUAUUGCCAGUCCAAUAUAUAAUGUGCGCUACACGGCUCACUGGAAUCACUUCUUAUUUGCACUUACCAAACCACCUUUAAGACUGGAUUCGGUGCCAACUUUGGCCUUUUUGCCCCGCGUUCUAUGGUGUAAAACAUUCAUUUUGAAAUGGCGCUAUCUUUUUUUGGAAUUGUUUUACAAAAAGACUACAGAUCUCACAGGUACCUAAUUGGUAAUUUUACCAUAAGUGACUUCUCAGGUACUGCCAAUACAAACCAAGCUCACAUCUAAA